This is a messenger RNA of Arabidopsis arenosa, 1282 nucleotides long. The record is from the annotation of a GenBank genome assembly. NCBI's taxonomy places the organism in Eukaryota, Viridiplantae, Streptophyta, Magnoliopsida, Brassicales, Brassicaceae.
AAUCUUUUCUCCGAGUGAGAGCAAGAAGACGAGAAUGGGGCACGCAACAACUCUCUCUCACUUCCUCAUCCUCUCUUCCUCCAGGCUCUCUCGUCUCGGGUCUCGCACUAGAUUCCUCACAAAACCCACUCCUCUCUCCGGCUCUUUUUCUCCCUUUCCGGUCACCGGACAAGGGUUCCGAUGCUGUUGCUCCGCCGCCACAGAAGACCCUUCUCCUUCUGUAAAGAAACGUGUGGUCUCUGGUGUCCAGCCUACAGGUUCAAUUCACUUAGGAAACUAUCUCGGCGCUAUCAAAAAUUGGGUCGCUCUUCAGGAUACAUAUGAAACACUCUUUAUCAUCGUAGACUGUCAUGCGAUAACACUUCGAUAUGAUACACAUAAACUAGGAAAGGCAACAACGGAUACCGCAGCACUUUACCUAGCAUGUGGUAUAGACGUUUCUAAGGCUUCGGUAUUUGUGCAAUCUCACGUCCCCGCUCAUACGCAGUUAAUGUGGCUUUUAUCUGCAUCCACGCCUAUUGGUUGGUUACAGAAAAUGACUCAAUUUAAAGAGAAAUCACGCAAGGAGGGGGCUGAGGAUGCUAGUGUCGCUUUGUUUACUUAUCCUGAUCUGAUGACUGCUGAUAUUCUAUUGUAUCAGUCUGAUUUUGUCCCUGUUGGCGAGGACCAGAAGCAGCACAUAGAACUUGCCCGUGAAAUCGCUCAGCGUGUGAAUCAUUUAUAUGGUGGAAGAAAGUGGAAGAAGCUUGGAGGGCGCGGUGGUUCGCUCUUUAAGAUACCAGAACCACUCAUACCACAAGCUGGAGCCCGUGUUAUGUCUCUUACCGAUGGUCUUUCCAAGAUGUCCAAGUCCGCACCUUCUGAUCAAUCCCGGAUCAAUCUCCUUGACUCAAAAGAUCUGAUUGUGGACAAGAUCAAACGGUGCAAGACAGACUCAUUUGCAGGCCUUGAAUUUGACAAUGCUGAGAGACCUGAAUGCAAAAAUCUCCUUUCAGUAUAUCAGAUUGUUUCGGGCAAGACAAAAGAGGAAGUGACGGAGGAAUGCAAAGAUAUGAGCUGGGGUACAUUUAAGCCUCUCCUUGCAGAUGCUUUGAUUGAACAUUUGAGUCCUAUCCAGGCCCGUUAUCAGGAGAUAAUAGCGGAACCAGCGUAUUUGGACAAAGUAUUGUCAGAAGGUGCGGAUAGAGCGGCGGAAUUAGGAGAUGUCACAAUGCGCAAUAUGCACCAAGCUAUGGGAUUCUAUCAGAGGAGAUAGUGCCACUAAUAAGGUCGGCGUUUUUGA